Molecule: messenger RNA, 1582 nt
Organism: Danaus plexippus (monarch butterfly)
Lineage: Eukaryota; Metazoa; Arthropoda; Insecta; Lepidoptera; Nymphalidae
Exons: 7
Coding region: 133-660 (175 amino acids)
Source: RefSeq, a predicted model, not a curated record
CAUCCGCGGCCGCAGACGCACGUCCGCCGGAGACUGUGUACGCGUAUAUUUUUUACAGUAUAAAUAAGUGAGUGGUAGCCCUAUUAUGAUAUAUGAUUUAGAAAAAUUUACAAAGUCAACAUUAAGACAAAGAUGAAAGCGUGGACGGCGCACGACCCAGAUACAACACUGUCAUGCUGCAGAACAUUGCACGUAAAACAUGCUGCAUAUGCAAGUGCACUAUACACAUUGAACAUAUCCAUAUUGGUGGUACUAUUAUACAGCUGGAGAAUUGGUGUCAACGCGAAAAGAUAUAAAGAACUUGACGACGUAUACUACGGUGUACAGAUAGCAUAUUUUGCGAUAAUAGGAACACAAAUGUUUAUGAUCGUCCUCAGUAUAUUUCUUUUCUACGGAAUUUACAAGGAGAAUGUGGCCUUUCUUGUGCCUUGGGUAGUUGGCUGCAUGACGUUUAUGGCGUUAGAGGCGAUGGCUAUGGUAUAUUCUAAUAUACUUCGAGAUCACGUCAAUAAGCAAUUCGACGCGAUGUGUAAAGCAGAGAUAUCAUUUUUAAUGCCAAGAAUACUUUUGAAUUGUCUAUGUAUAUGGUGUGUUUUGCGGCUGUAUCAUCUUCUGAGAGCUGGAGUCACGUGGAAGGGUUCCGCAGCGAUAGAACUGUGACUAAUGCGAAAUCCCCCCACUGAGGACACACCACCCAAUCAAACCACUCCUUGCGAAACUAGUCUCCUACUCGGCGGAGCUGAAAGUGACACCGACGCCAGUCUUCAUUCCCUAUGAAAGCUCCUAGAUAUUUGAAGCAAAAAUCGUUAGUACCAUUCUUAUAAGAAUGUCAUUUGUUUAUUUGAUAUUUGUAAAAAUAUUUUAUAUCACAAACACAUCAACGCCAACUGUAUCAACAUUAUUAUAUAGUCAUGUAUAUUAGACUACUGUAAAUACAAUGUACAAAUGUUACAUUGUCCGUAACGAUACUGUAAGGAAUAUGACAAAAAUAAGGACGUACAGACAUAAUUUCACUGUUUUUUUUUAAAUAUUAAAAAGCUUGUAUUUAUUUAAGGCAAUGUAAAUAUUAGCUUUGUAGAAAUAUGUAAAUAUUAAUAGAAUACGUAAAUCAGCACUGUUAUAUUGUUGCAAGGAAAUAAAACAUGCGUAUAUCAGUAUAUUUUAUUAUGAUCAAAUUAUAAUUAUAAUUUAUCAAUUAUAUGGGGUGAAAUUGAAAACAGUCACCAAACUACAGAGUACACACACAUAGUAAUAGUAAUUUGUUAUAAAAAAUACAUUCCCAUUUUCAUUUUUAAUAGAGAAAAAUUUAAAUUAAUUUUAGGAGUAUGACGUUUACAAACAUAUAUCGUAAACCUUUUAACUUUUACGUAUUCUUGAUAUUUUAAGACAGUUAUAUGUGUAAUGAAAAGAAAAGAAAUAAAAUAAUGAUUGUGUAAUAUUCAAAAUGUGACUUUAAAACGUGACCGAGUUGUUUGAAAUUAAAUGUUAUUUAAAACAUAUUCAUUUGUAAUAGAAACCUGAUUAAUAUCACCCUAUAUAACGUAUCCUAUGUUUAAAGUGUGUAAUAAAAGUAUUCAAUGUU